This is a messenger RNA of Empidonax traillii (willow flycatcher), 3098 nucleotides long. RefSeq names its product rho GTPase-activating protein 7-like. Gene Ontology annotation, biological process: regulation of Rho protein signal transduction; signal transduction; actin cytoskeleton organization. The record is from RefSeq and is a predicted model, not a curated record. Lineage: Eukaryota; Metazoa; Chordata; Aves; Passeriformes; Tyrannidae. Gene Ontology annotation, molecular function: protein binding; GTPase activator activity. The coding region runs from base 48 to 2522 and encodes 824 amino acids. The transcript is spliced from 11 exons.
GGAGCGGAGCGGCGGCAGCGGCGGCGGCGGCCGCGGGGCUGCGGCAGAUGACAUCCCCCCGAGAGGAUCCAGAAAUUGAAGCCAGAGAGGCCUGUGACUGGCUGAGGGCUGCCGGCUUUCCCCAGUAUGCUCAGCUGUUUGAAGAUAUGCAGUUUCCCAUUGAUGUAAAAACUGUGAGGAAAGAUCAUGAAUUUUUAGAUGGAGAUGCAAUUGAAUCACUCUUCAGACGGCUGAACACACUGAACAAGUGUGCAUCAAUGAAAGUGGAAAUAGGCCGUCAGAGGAAACGGAGUGAUGAUUCUGAAGAUGAUGAACCCUGUGCAAUAAGUAGUAGGUGGGCCUAUGAGAGGUGCAGUCAGAGGUGGUCUCGAAUCGAGAGCCUGGAGGGUUUCCCAGCAGAGGGAGGUGCCAGUGCCUCUGUCCCAGGCAGCCCAGUCCUGAAGAUCAUCAGCAAGGAGGACAGUGUCUUCUUGGAUCAUGGAGAGAAGCACGAUGUGUCCUCAGUUCACAGCACCAGCAGUGCUGACAGUGACACUGUGAGCUCCCCAAAACCUUUUGAAGAUGUGGAAACCAGCACGAGUUCCUCGAGAUGUUCCUUAAUUAAGGUACCUUCACUGGACUCUACUUUCAGUUGUUCUCUUCCCCCCAGUGAAUUUUUAAAUAACACCAGUGAGCAAAAGCUUUUGGACAAGUCACCAUCCAAAAAGAGGAAGAGCCUUCUAAAGAAAAUGGAGAAGCUGCACUUAAGGAGCUGCAACUUAAGGAGUGGUCAGUCAAAGGCCAAACCCAUAAUAAGUGAACCUGUUCUUCUGGAAGGGCUUAAUGAAGAAAAGAUGAAGAUGCUGAACUGUGUAAAUAUUUCUGACCUCUCUGGCCUCCAAACAAAGAGCAAUUCUUCCUUUUCUCCCCGGAGUCCCAGCAGCAGCAGUCAGCCUGGAAAGAGCAGCACAGUGAGCGCUCCAAGCCCUGGUAUAAAACCAGGCAGCCCCUGUGAGGGAAGGGGGAUGUGUGCAGAGCACACAGACUCCAGCAAGCUCUUGCUGUGGAAUGACCUGUCUCAGCAAAACCUGAAAAAUGACAUGACAUUACAAAAAACCCAGAUGUUUCAAAUACCACAAGGCCAUAAACCUGGCACGUUCCCCACAGCGCUUACAGACAGCUCCCUGUCUCCAGCAGACAACUCUUCUGUCAACUGGAGAACUGGGAGUUUUCACGGGUGCAGGAGAAGCCGGAGCAGAAGCAGUUCCAAGGAGCCCAAAGCCCCCAGGAGUCCCCUUUCGGGCUCCUGUAACAGGCUAAGUGUGUAUGACAACAUGCCCAGUAUCGACCUUGACAAUCUGGAGGCGGCACAAGUCGGUGAUGAUGACGUUUUCUCAGAGCUGAACAGUGUUAUAGCAGAUGUCAACGGCCUCAAAAAGUUGGUUGAUCAGUGGACAGAGAAGCUGUCAGAUGAUGGGGAUUCUGACUUUGCCAGUGACUUGACCUCUUUGUGUCCAUCCUCCCCUAAAGAAAGCUCUCUUGAAACGGAGGGCCCAGAAGACAAGACAACAGGGGACACUGAGGGAGAGAGCAGCUGUGGCCUGGGCAAGGAGAUUGGCUCUGCAGAUCUGACAUACAUCACAGACUCUAAAAAGGCCAACAGGCACAGGAGGCAACACUGGUCUGUGGAAGAAAGUGUGAACCUGGAAAGCCUUUCCAUGCAGAGUGACAGCCAGUCUGCUGCCCAGCUGGCCCGGACACAAAAGCUGGCGUUGUUGAAGCUCACUGCUUUAAUGGACAGAUAUUCCCCUUCCAGCAAGCAGGGCUGGAACUGGACCAUACCCAAGUUCAUUAAAAAACCCAAAGCCUCAGACUACAAGGACAAAAACGUGUUUGGGGUUCCUUUACUCCUGAACGUGCAGCGAACAAGCCACCCACUGCCCAACGGGAUCCUGCAAGCCCUGGACUACCUGAGAAGCCACUUUCUUGACCAGGUUGGCCUGUUCCGGAAAUCUGGUGUUAAAUCCAGGAUUCUGUCUUUAAGAGAAAUGAAUGAAACCAACCCAAACAACGUCUGUUAUGAAGGGCAGUCAGCAUUUGAUGUGGCAGACAUGGUGAAGCAGUAUUUCCGAGACCUUCCCGAGCCCAUAUUUACCAGCAGGCUCUGUGAAUCCUUCCUCCACAUCUACCAAUACGUGCCAAAGGAUCAGCAGUUCCAGGCUGUCCAGGCUGCCAUUCUCCUUCUCCCAAAGGAAAACCGAGAAGCACUGAAAAUCCUCCUGUUCUUCCUGCGAGAUGUGGUUGCUUUUGUCGAGGAAAACCAGAUGACCCCAACCAACAUUGCUGUCUGUCUUGCACCUUCUUUGUUUCACCUCAACACCCUGAGGCGGGACAGCUCCUCCUCCACCAGAUCCAGUCAGAGGAAGUGCAGUUUAGGGAAGCCAGACCAGAGGGAGCUGAAUGAGAACCUGGCAGCAACGCAGGGCUUGGCCCACAUGAUCAUGGAGUGCAACAGGCUCUUCCAGACUGACUUCCCAGCUUGACCACGGCCUUUGCCCAUCAUUAUGGACUUGCCUGGUGAUCGCUGGACUGUGGCUGACCCUGGUUGCUGUCCCUGGACCUGAUCCUGACCUCCCUUGCCGACUCACCUUCCUGGCUCUACCUCGGACCUCGUCACCGUGGAUGUGUCUGAUGAUCUGGAUUUUUGGCUGACCCUGGCUGCCAUGCCUGGCCUGGCUCAGGCACUGUGGGACUGGGCAGCUGCCCUGCCAGCUCUGUUAUCCCACCUGACACCUGGCCCUUUUCCCUCAGGGGUGCCAUCAGCCCUUGGUGCACCCUGACAGUCAGCUGGGACCUUCUGCUCCAGCACCCCAUCUGGGCAAGGACCACCGUCCCCUGGCUCCCCUGAGCUGUCUGACACAUGGCCCUGCCCCAGGGCUCCUCCAGCACUGACUCCCACAACCAGCCCAUCUUCUGAGUGACACCUCUCCUCAGAGCAGGGAGUCCCCUGCAUGGCAUCAGUCUCCAAUUUGGACAGGACUCCUCAGUGUCCCCAUCCACCCCCAGCCCAACCACAGGUCCCCAUUUCCUCAGAAGUGGCCUGAACCCCUCUAGCCAUC